Papaver somniferum (opium poppy) is the source of this 1452-nucleotide messenger RNA. Its product is annotated as trihelix transcription factor ASR3-like. Lineage: Eukaryota; Viridiplantae; Streptophyta; Magnoliopsida; Ranunculales; Papaveraceae. Bases 112 to 1317 code for a protein of 401 amino acids. The transcript is spliced from 2 exons. The record is from RefSeq and is a predicted model, not a curated record.
UACUCCAUUCUUUCAUUUCUUUUUCCCAAACACUUUGAUCUCUCGCUCUCUCUUUCUCUCUCUCUAGUCUCUGCUUCUUACUGUAUUCAUUUCUCUUCUAAUACCAAAACCAUGUCUGAACCACAAAAUACAACAUCAUCAUCAUCAGCAGCAUUGGUACCAGUUCACCAUUACCACCACCACCAUGAACCACAACAAGAAACACAACUAAUUGUAUCUCCAGCUGCAUUACCAAAUCCCUCUGCAUCGUCAUCUUUAAUCAGAGAAUACAGAAAAGGAAAUUGGACACUCCAUGAAACCCUAGUUCUAAUAACAGCUAAAAAAAUGGAUGAUAAGAGAAGAACUACAACAAAAUCUUCUUCUACUACUACAGCUAAUACCCCACCAUUACUGGUUGGCCCUACCAAUAAAUCCUCCUCCUCUUCUUCUUCAGGUUGUAGAAGUGCUGAGCUUAGAUGGAAAUGGGUUGAAAAUUAUUGCUGGAAAAAUGGAUGUAUGCGAAGUCAAAAUCAAUGUAAUGAUAAAUGGGAUAAUCUGUUAAGAGAUUAUAAGAAAGUUCGCGAAUAUGAGUCAAGAUCUUCGUUUUCUACUACUACUAGUAACAGUAAUGUUCAUAAUCAUCAAGUUCAAGUUACAGUUCAACAACAACAACAACAUGAUGAUCAUCGUGACGGCCCUUCUUCUUCUUCUAAAGAUUUAAUAAUCCUUUUUUACUGGCAGAUGGAAAAACAUGAACGUAAAGAAAGAAAUCUACCAACUAAUCUUCCUUUUGAAGUAUUUCAAGCUCUUAAUGAAGUUGUUGAUCUACAACGACAAUCUCAUCCUAAACCAUCUCAACCAUCCAAUAUUAUAGUCUCAACUACCUGUCCCCCUACUAUUUCGGUUGCCAUUCCACCACCACAAGCACUACCUCAUCCACAUCGUUUUCUUCCACCACCUCCUCUACAACCACCACAAUCUCUUCUGCCACCACCAGUGGAAACAAUAACAACUCCAACAACAGAUUCAACGGAAACAGAAGGGAGCAGCGAGAGAUUAGAGACGGCCGAUAGAAAACGGCAGAGGAAAGUACGUAAACUGGGUGCAAGUAUAACCAGAAGUGCAUCUGUUUUAACUAAAACAUUAACUGAUUGUGAAGAAAUGAAAGAAAAAAGACAUCAACAUAAAAUGCAACUUGAAGAAAGAAAGCUUCAAAUUGAAGAAACAAAAAUUGAAGUUAACAAGCAAGGUUUUAAUGGGAUAAUUACAGCCAUUAAUAAUCUUUCUGGUGCAAUCCAAUCAUUAGUAUCAUCAAACCGUCAGAAUAAUGCUAGCUAAUUAGCACAUAUAAUAACAGCAAAUUCUUAGCUCAUUGUGUAGGUUACGUAUCGGGUGUAAAAAUACGUUUUUAAAAAAAAAAUUGUCAUAUCGUUUAAUGAUGAUUUUAAUUGUUUGUUAUAAAUGCAUUCUUGG